Molecule: messenger RNA, 749 nt
Organism: Drosophila hydei
Lineage: Eukaryota; Metazoa; Arthropoda; Insecta; Diptera; Drosophilidae
Gene: HmgZ
Product: high mobility group protein Z
Exons: 3
Coding region: 340-675 (111 amino acids)
Molecular function (GO): transcription cis-regulatory region binding
Source: RefSeq, a predicted model, not a curated record
CUGCCUGGCAUUCAUUCUGUGUAUUUGAUAUUCCACUGAAGGCAAAAGCUGUACGUACGUACUACGCUGCUGAACAAACCGAGACCGAUACAGCAACUGAGAGCACAGCACAGCACAGCACACAACUGACUUGAGUUUUUAGUAGAAGAAAAUUUAUAAAGUGAACAAACAACAGCAAAACGCCAGUGCACAAAAUAUAACCACGAGUCGAUAUAUCGACGAGGCCUGCAAUUAAAACGCAAAUUUGGCGACAUUUUCAUACGGAGUACUCUGAGGGAGCGGCAAAUUAGGUAUUUUGAUUGAGCCAGCGUCAACAAAUCCACAAAAUCCAGAGCAAACAUGAGCGGCGAGCGCCCGAAGCGUCCAUUAUCAGCGUACAUGCUGUGGCUGAACGAGAACCGCGAACAGAUCAAAAAGGAAAAUCCCGGCAGCAAGGUCACAGAUAUUGCCAAGCGCGGCGGUGAGCUGUGGCGCGGCUUGAAAGACAAAACUGAAUGGGAACAGAAAGCCAUCAAAAUGAAGGAGGACUACAAUAAGGCGGUAAAGGAGUACGAGGCAAACGGCGGCACCGACUCCGGCGCGCCCAAGAAGCGAAAGAAGGUGGCCGCGAAGCCCGCCAAGAAGGCCAAGAAGAAAGAGUCCUCCGAGGAGGAUGAAGAGGACGAGAGCGAGUAGAUGCUCUGGCAGCGUUCGCAUCAGUUUUAAAAUACAUUUUACUAAUGUAAUUUUUUAAGUGACAUAAAACAAAU